CACCCUAUUCUCGAUGGUUCCCCUUGUGAUGCUGCGGGAAACUUCUUGAAUGGAGAUCAUCCUCCCGUCCCAGAUCAUCCUCAGGCUACCAAUGACACCUGGGAGCCAUUUACAUCGCGUGGCCACUUUGAGCUCACGGACUUUAUUUUUCAGUGGAAUCAGAUGUCCGGGAAGCAAGUUGAUGAACUCAUGCAGGUUUUAGGAUCCUUCAAGGAGUUCAAAGGCCGUCCUCCUUUCAGUAGUGACCGCCAUGUCCAUCAUACCAUUGACGCCAUCUCUUCAAGUGCUAACUUGCCACCUGGUCCAUCUGUUACCCCAUGGAAGCACACCAAGUACAAGGUGUGGUAUCGUGACCCCCGCGAGUUAGUAAGAAAUCAACUUGCAAACCUGGAGUUCGCUGAUAACAUUGACUAUUUGGCUCAACAAGUGUUUGGAGAGCAAGGUCAGCGUGUAUGGUCUGACUUUAUGACUGAAAAUUGGGCUUGGAGCCAAUCUAACACGCUGGCCAAAGAUCCAGACUGUCAUGGUGCAAUGCUUGUUCCCAUCAUCCUCGGUAGCGAUAAAACUACGGUCUCUGUGGCAACUGGCCAAAAUGAUUUCUACCCACUCUAUAUAUCUAUGGGUAACCUUCAUAACAAUGUCCGUCGCGCUCACAAGGAGUCUGUGAGCCUCGUAGGUUUUCUGUGCAUCCCACAGACCAUCCUCGAGACCUUUCGUCCUGCAAUGGAGAGACCAGAGGUUGUCAAGUGCGCUGAUGGUUACUAUCGACGGGCCGUGUAUGGCCUUGGUCCAUACAUCGCCAAUUACCCCAAACAAUGUCUACUUGCUUGCAUUGCUCAAAAUUGGUGUGCACGGUAA
This is a messenger RNA of Suillus discolor, 858 nucleotides long. RefSeq lists its product as uncharacterized. The annotation marks the transcript as partial. The record is from RefSeq and is a predicted model, not a curated record. Lineage: Eukaryota; Fungi; Basidiomycota; Agaricomycetes; Boletales; Suillaceae. The transcript is spliced from 4 exons.